AUGGAGGGGAGAGAGAGAGAAGAGGUGGAGAAGCAAGAUGGGGAGGGGGAGUCAGAAGAGGGUAACAGGAAGGAAGAAGAGCAGGAGAAGGAAGCCGAGGAGAGUAAGAAAGUAUGUUUUUUGAGAAUUCUCAAAAAACAUACGCUAGAAGAGCAGGAGAAGGAAGCCGAGGAGAGAAAGAAGCCAGCAGAGCUGGGGAAGGAAGCUGAGGAGAGUAAGAAGCCAGCAGAGCUGGGGAAGGAGGCAGACAAGAGCAAGGGAGGUGAGGAGAGGAGGGUGGAUGUUCGUGAGGGCGAGGAAGAGAAGGAUGAGAGAGUAGAGGCUAGGGAAGAGGAGAGAGAUGAAAGGGGAGAGGCAAGGGAAGAGGAGAAGGAUGAGAGAGUAGAGGCUAGGGAAGAGGAGCAAGAUGAGGAAGGAAGAGACGAAGAGGGGAGAGCUGCUGGUGGUGACAGGGACGGGGCUAGAGAGAGCAAGGAGUUGAAUGAAGAGGGUGAGGAGGGCAAGGGGGUGGGUGAAGGGGGUGAGGAGGGCAAGGGGGUGGGUGAAGGGGGUGAGGAGGGCAAGGAGUUGGGUGAAGGGGGUGAGGAGGGCAAGGCGACGAACCCAGAAGGUGAGGAGGGAAUGGAGUUGAAUGAAGGGGGUGGGGGGGCCAAGGAGGUGAAUGACACGGGUGAGGAGAAAAGGGAGGUGAAUCUGGAAAGUGGGGAUGUGAAUGAAGGGGGUGAGGAUGGCAAGAUUAAGAAUGAAGGGGAUGAGGAGGCGAAAGAAAUUAACAUGGUGGAUAUAGCGGGUGAGGAGGGAAAGGAUUUUAAUGAAGGGGGUCGGGGGGGCAAGGAGGUGAAUGAAAUGAGCAUGGUGGAUAUAACAAGUGAGGAGGAGAAUGGAGGAGAGGAACAGGGGGGUAAAGACUGUGCUGGUGGUGGGAGAAGAAUAUACGGGAAAGGGAGAGAGGUCGAUUGGGGAGGGAGAGUGGAGAAGGAAGAAGAAGGUGAGGGGGGAAAAGGAGAAGAAAUGCAUGUUGUGGGGGAAGCAGAGGGGGAAGCAGAGGGGGAAGCAGAGGGGGAAGCAGAGGGGGAAGCAGAGGGGGAAGCAGAGGGGGAAGCAGAGGGGGAAGCAGAGGUGGAAGCAGCGGAGAGAGCAGCGGAGGAAGCAGCGGCGGAGAGAGCAGCGGAGGAAGCAGUGGAGGAAGCCGUGGAGGAAGCAGCGGAGGAAGCAGCAGAGGAAGCAGCGGAGAAAGCAGCGGAGGAAGCAGUGGAGGAAGCCGUGGAGGAAGCAGCAGAGGAAGCAGCGGAGGAAGCAGUGGAGGAAGCAGUGGAGGAAGCAGUGGAUGAAGCAGUGGAGGAAGCAGCGGAGGAAGCAACGGAGGAAGCAGUGGAGGAAGCAGUGGAGGAAGCAGUGGAGGAAGCAGUGGAGGAAGCAGUGGAGGAAGCAGUGGAGGAAGCAGUGGAGGAAGCAGCGGAGGAAGCAGCAGAGGAAGCAACGGAGGAAGCAGUGGAGGAAGCAGUGGAGGAAGCAAUGGAGGAAGCAGUGGAGGAAGCAGUGGAGGAAGCAGCGGAGGAAGCAGCGGAGGAAGCAGCGGAGGAAGCAGCGGAGGAAGCCGUGGAGGAAGCAGCAGAGGAAGCAGCGGAGGAAGCAGUGGAGGAAGCAGUGGAGGAAGCAGUGGAGGAAGCAGUGGAGGAAGCAGCGGAGGAAGCAGUGGAGGAAGCCGUGGAGGAAGCAGUGGAGGAAGCAGCGGAGGAAGCAGCGGAGGAAGCAGCGGAGGAAGCAGCGGAGGAAGCAGCGGAGGAAGCAGCGGAGGAAGCAGCGGAGGAAGCAGUGGGGGAAGCAUCCGCCUGCUGCCUUGGCCUUGGAACACCGCUCUCCCCUUCCUCUGCCCCUGUUGGUCCCUCCUUCUUCCCGCCCUCUGCCCCUGUCUGCCCCUUCUUCCCGCCCUCUGCCCCUGUCUGCCCCUUCUUCCCGCCCUCUGCCCCUGUCUGCCCCUUCUCCCCGCCCUCGCCUCCUGGUGCUCCCCUCACUCCAGUGAAGUCCGAACCUGUCCCUUCUGCCCCUCACUCUCCUGCUCUGCUGCCCACUCCAUCAACCGCAACCGCUGCUGCUCCAAAGGAGGACAGUCACACUGUGACUGAAGAACGGGUGACAGCAGCGAAGGUCGAGCCACCUGCUGUGACUGCAGGCAUUGAACCUGCCUCUGUGACUAUAAGGGAUGAGAAGGACGAGCCUGCUGGUGUGGCUGCAGUCCUUGAACCCUCUGCUGUGACUGUAAAGAGAGAGAUCUCCGAGCCUGCCACUCUGACUGCUGACCGUGACCCCAUCAAUGUGACUGUAGAGGGUGAAAAGGAUGAGCUGCCUGCUGUGACUGUACAGAGUGUGAUGGAUGAGGACAAUGAGAAGGAUGGAAAGGAUGAGAGGGAUGAACCUCCCGCGAUGACUGCAGGCCUUGAACCGGGCGCUGUGACUGUAAGCGAUGAGCUGCCUGCUGUGACUGAAAAGGAUGAGCCAGCUGCCGUGACUGUAGAGAGUGUGAUGGAUGAGGCCAAUGAGAAGGAUGACAACGAUAUGAAGGAUGAGAAGGAUGAGAAGGAUGAGCCGCUUGCAGUGACUGCAGCCCUUGAACCGUCCACUGUGACUGUAAUGGAUGAGAAGGACGAGCCUGCUGCUGUGACUGUAAGGGAUGAGACGGAUGAGCCGCCUGCAGUGCCUGCAAGCCUUGAGCCCGCCUCUGUGAAUGUACAGGAUGGGACGGACGGGCUGCCUGCUGUGACUGAAAAGGAUGUGCCACCUGCUGUGACUGCAGAGGAUGUGAAGGCUGAGACCAUUGAAAAGGGCGAGCCUCCCGCUGUGUCUGCGGACUGUGAUCCCACUGCUGUGAAGGAUGAAAAGGAUGAAAAGGAUGAGAAGGAUGAGAAGGAUGAAAAGGAUGAGAAGGAUGAAAAGGAUGAGAAGGAUGAGAAGGAUGAAAAGGAUGAAAAGGAUGAGAAGGAUGAGAAGGAUGAGUCACCUGCUGUGACGGAUGAGCGCCCUCCUGUGGCUGUCAAGGAUGUGCCACCUGCAGUGCCUCUAAAGUUUGCACCCUCCCCUGUGGUUGUAAAGGAUGAAGCUGCUGACACCGAUAACACACCUCCACUACCUGCCGCACGUUGCCGGCCAUUUGCCGGGCGGCGCACGGUGGCCCACGGACUCAUAAUCAGAUCGGGCGUCUCAGCAACAAAGAAGGAGAAUCGCAACACUCUAACCACCGGCCAACCGGGCGGCGCACUGUGUCUUAUGCCCCCCCUUGGAGUUCACUCACCUGCCGAACCUUCCAGGCUGCCUGGGCUUUCCGUCGCGGCCCUGGAGGAUCGGAAGGACAAGGGUCGGAAGGAUGACUCACCUGGUGCUUAUGAUGCCCUGCAGCAGCAGCAGACUGCAUCCCCUGUGGUUCUUGCUGCUACCAGGGUUGCACAAGACCCUGGUGUUUCACCUGAGUCUCUGUUGCAACCUGGUGAUUUACCUGAGGGUCAGAUUCGCCAUGAAGAGCAGCCAGGCUGUCAGGAGAUUCCAGCAGAGGCAGCAGCUGAGGGAAGGACCGAUGGCGUGGCAGAAGGGGGUCCUGCCACAUCAGCAGCACCUGAUUCGAUCACACCUGCCAUGUCAGCGGAGCCCGACAAAUCGUCCAUGUCAGCAGAGCUUGGCAUGCCAUCCUCGUCAGCAGACCCAGUCGCUGCUGACAUGCCAGCAGAGCUGGUUGCUGCGUGCCUGGGAGCCAAUCGCGUGCUCCGAUCACGGAAAGCAGCGCCGCCAGCAGCAGCAGCAGCAGCAGCAGCAGGAGGAGGAGGAGCAGCAGAAGCAGGAGGAGCAAGAGGAGUAAAGGCGACUGCAGGAGUGAAGUCAGAAGUAGGAUGCAAGGCAGGAGGAGAUGCAUUGAAGACACCACCACAACGGGGGUUGAAAGCAUCACCACAGGGCCUGACGUGGUCACAUGGAGUGAAGGGGAAUCAAGGCCUUGCUCGAUCACCCGCCCAAGCUAAGUCACAAGGGCGUAAAGGGGUGAGAGGUGUGAGAAAGGGGAGAGAGGGAACGGGGGAGAAGAGUGGAUUGGGGAAGAGAAAGGUUGGGAAGGCUAAGGGGAGAGGGAGGGGUGCUAAGAGGAGGCGAAAGGAUGACGAAAGUGAGGAGGAGGAGAGUGAGGAGGAGGAUGAGGAGGAUAGUGGGCAAGAGAGUGAGGAGGGAGGUGGAAGGGAAGAAACACAAGAGGAGCUCAGGGGGAGAAGGGCGGGAGGGUUGGCAAGGGGUUGGAUGGAGGAGUGGGGAGGGAGGAGGAGGGAAGAGAGAAGAAGGUGA
Closterium sp. NIES-65 is the source of this 4320-nucleotide messenger RNA. The record is from the annotation of a GenBank genome assembly. NCBI's taxonomy places the organism in Eukaryota, Viridiplantae, Streptophyta, Zygnematophyceae, Desmidiales, Closteriaceae.